AAAGAGAGAGGAAGAGAGAGGUGCAACCAGGCAGACUGACUGAAGAGAGCGCAUAUGUGCAGACUGGUAAGACUAAAUGCACUGGGCAGCAUAGCUGUUGAUACAGCCAGAGAGAGAAAGUGUGUGUGUGUGUGAGUGUGUGCGAGUGUGUGCACGCGAGAGAGAGAGAGAGCGGGAGAGAGAGAGGGGGGUGAGAGAAGAAGAGAAAAGAAGCAAAAGGGAAAGAAAGAAGCCGAGAAGAAAAAGGGAGGAUACUACGACAACAACUAUGCUGUGCUGCAUAAGAAGAACCAAACCGGUGGAGAAAAAUGAGGAUGCGGACCAGAAAAUUGAGCAGGAUGGGACCACCAACAAACCUGAAGACAAGGCUCAUAAGGCUGCCACCAAAAUACAGGCCAGCUUCCGUGGACACAUAACUCGGAAAAAGAUGAAAGAUGGAGAUGAAGAGAAGGAAGGAGACAAUCCUGCUGCUGCGGAAGAAGCGACUGAGGGCGGUGAGGAGGUGAAGAAAGCAGAAGGAUCUCCAGCCGAAGAGGCCGAUGCUGCAGAAGAUAAGGGGAAAAAGGAAGAGGAAACGAGCCAAGCCAAAACCCCGGUGGCAGAAAAGCCUGCUAACUCACCAGCAGCCGCCGCUCCCUCUCCUGCAGGAGCAGCAACGUCUCCAGUAGGGGCAGCACCCGCGGCAUCCUCCGAGCCGGCCAAAGAGGAGCCAAAGAUGGAGGAGAAAGCUGAAGAGAAGCCCAAAGAUGUGGAGGCCCCAGCUGCAGGAGUCAAGAGUCCCACCACAGCCACAGCUGAGGAGAAGGUGGAGGAGGGUGAGGAGAAAAAGGAGGAGGCCAGACAAGCCGACGUGCCUGCUGCUGUCAGCCCGACACCCGAAAAGGCGGAGCUUGACCAAACAAAAGACAAAGAUGCUGCAGAGGAGUCUAAAGCGGAGGGGGAGACCCAAGCAGAUGCAGGCGCAGAGGCCCCCGAGUCCAAGGACGACAAAGGCAAAGUCUAACCUCCAAAAAGAAGAAUUAAGAGAAUGAAGAAAAACGAAAAUCUAAAAAAGGUUGCUCUUUGUCUUCCCGGUGCAAAGGCAGUCCGAUUUCAUUUGUUUGUCAUUUUUUGUGUGGCAAUGAUUUUCUCAUGUUGGGGGAGUUUCCAGCGUGACGUUUUUUGGCUCAAGCUAAUAUUAUGAUGACGUGGUGAUGAUGAUGUUGUUGUUGUUGAUGAUUCUGAAAUAUGAUUGUUAUGCUAAUGAGGAGAAAGAUUUGAUUCCUAGCAUCCUUUGCCAUGUAUUGUAAACGGUUUGGCAGUGGAUUGUAAAACUCCCAACUGGAUGGACACACAUUUCAUAUUUAGAGCAAACAAAUUCAUCUUUAUCUGCUUUGCAAUGCACACAUUGCAAAUGAAAUCUGGACUUUUGCCAGUGCACGCACAAAAAAGAAAAGCUGGUUUUAACAUGCAACUCGAGUUUUCGUUACAGUUCACGCGUAUCGAAAACGCAGCAAAUGGGAAAUACAAAACAUUAUGAUAAGAAUGUAUACUCAAAUGUGUGUCAUUUCCAGUUGGAGAGCUCUCGCUACUACUCCGCUUGACUCAUUCAAGCUUGAAUAACAACCCCCCCUUUUACAAACUGUCUUAAGCCUCAUUUGCAGAAAAGGACCUGUUGCCGAUAUGGAAAUGCCAUAAUCGUAUCAUAAACCUUAGAAAUCUGUUUAGUAUUAUGACAUGAAAACUUGUAUUCUGCCACUCAAAUAGGAGAGCAGUAGCAUGAACCAUCGAACCAGAUGCAUGAUGGGAACUCUCCCUCUGAGAGGAAAGUUUUUGCAUUUACCCAAACUUAAGAGGUGUGGCGGCUUCUUUUUGAUGUCUUUGGUGUUGUUAUGACCGUUUAUAUAAAUUGGGAUAAUCCUCUUGCACAGACGUUAAGAAAAACACAUAAAAAAAUGAACACAUGAAUGAGCAAACAAACAAAACAAAAAACUUUUCCUAUGUUUCAGUGAGUGCAAUGUCCAGUUUCAACCUAACAAAGAAUUCCAACUUGUGAGGGGAAAAAAAAUUACAAAUGGUUUCAAUGUCUGUUUUCGAAAUAAAGCAAAUGUGCCAAUUACCAACAUUAA
Syngnathus typhle (broad-nosed pipefish) is the source of this 2108-nucleotide messenger RNA. RefSeq names its product growth associated protein 43 (gene gap43). Gene Ontology annotation, biological process: regulation of growth. NCBI's taxonomy places the organism in Eukaryota, Metazoa, Chordata, Actinopteri, Syngnathiformes, Syngnathidae. Bases 269 to 1003 code for a protein of 244 amino acids. Gene Ontology annotation, molecular function: protein binding. The transcript is spliced from 3 exons. The record is from RefSeq and is a predicted model, not a curated record.